Molecule: messenger RNA, 1302 nt
Organism: Penicillium paradoxum
Lineage: Eukaryota; Fungi; Ascomycota; Eurotiomycetes; Eurotiales; Aspergillaceae
Product: metal-dependent hydrolase family protein
Exons: 1
Coding region: 1-1302 (433 amino acids)
Molecular function (GO): hydrolase activity, acting on carbon-nitrogen (but not peptide) bonds
Source: RefSeq, a predicted model, not a curated record
AUGGACAUCUCCCGCAUCAUCAAGCCCUGGAAGCUCGAUCCUCAAAGAAACUUGGUCUUCGUGAACGCAACUAUUGUUGAUCCAGCCCAGGGCAAGUUGAUCCAUGAUGCUACAGUCCGAAUCUCAGAAGGCAAGAUCCUUCAAAUAGUCACAGAUGGGUCAUACGCAGCCACCAAAGACGGCUCAGAAGAGACCGUGAUCGACCUGACCGGGAAAUACCUAUGUCCUGGACUGAUCGACUGCCACGUCCACAUCGCCGUGGUCCCAGGUGAAGCCGACCUCCGAGCCUACAAAGGCAUGUCCGAGCGAUUUAGUCUUCUACGACAGCCACAUGUGCUCAAAUCCAUGCUCGACCGCGGCUUCACCUCAAUCCGGGACUGCGGGGGCGCAGGCCUAGCAAUGAAAGAGGCCAUCGAGGACGGCGUCGUUCCAGGUCCCCGUCUCUUCAUCGCCGGAAAUGCACUCUCCCAAACUGGCGGCCACGGCGACAUGCGCGGGCCCCAUGACUCACAGCUCUGCUGUGGUGGCUCCAUAUCUGGAAUCAGCAGGAUCGUUGACGGUCCCGCGGAGUGCUAUAAAUAUGCACGCGAGGAGCUGCGCCAGGGUGCAGACUUUAUCAAGAUCAUGGGUGGCGGGGGUGUGGCUAGUCCCACAGACCAUAUUGAUCAUGUGCAGUUCUCGGAUGAGGAGAUCAGGGCUAUUGUUACUGUUGCGCGGAACGCGGGCACGUAUGUUACGAGCCAUUGCUAUACACCGCAGGCAAUUCAACAGGCUAUCAAGCUUGGAGUGCGUGGCAUUGAGCAUGGGAAUCUGAUUGAUCUUGAGACGGCGAAGAUGAUGGCUGAGAGGGAUGUAUUCUUGACUCCGACGUUCAUUGCACAUGUCAUGUGCAAGGAGAUGAAUUUCCUUCCGGCUGCCAGUGCUGCUAAGAAUGAUAAGCUGCUUGAGAAGGGAUUGAAGGGGAUAAAGAUGGCUGUUGAUGCUGGUGUCACUGUUUGCUUUGGGACUGAUCUUCUUGGUCCGAUGCAUUUUGCUCAGAGCAAGGAGUUCGCAGUGCGUAGUUCUGUUUUGACUCCGUUGCAGAUUCUGCGCAGUGCUACUGUCAAUGCUGCCCGUCUUGUCAUGCAGGAGGAUACACUGGGUCAGGUUCGUGAGGGGUUUGUGGCGGAUUUAUUGAUCCUAAACGAGAAUCCUUUGGAGGAUAUCACGAUUCUGGAUAGAGUGGAGGAGCACAUCCUGGCUGUGAUUAAGGAUGGGAGGGUCGCUACUUCACGAUGGGACAGCAUUCAUGUGGAUCUUUGA